CGCGUGCGCACUGGCCCCUAACGCGCCCCGCCCGGGGGAGGGUUGAAGCUACGCAUGCGCAGGGAGCCUUGCGAGACCGCCUGUCAUCCAUUCCCGAGCAAAUCGCGCCAGCGGAGGAGCACAAUGCGUGAAUGUAUUUCCAUCCAUGUUGGCCAGGCUGGUGUCCAGAUGGGCAAUGCCUGCUGGGAGCUGUAUUGUUUAGAACAUGGUAUUCAACCUGAUGGGCAGAUGCCCAGUGACAAGACCAUUGGAGGGGGAGAUGAUUCCUUCAACACCUUCUUCAGUGAGACUGGUGCAGGAAAACAUGUCCCACGUGCUGUCUUUGUUGAUUUGGAACCAACUGUAAUUGAUGAGAUUCGUAGUGGUACCUAUCGGCAGCUGUUCCACCCUGAGCAGCUCAUCACCGGGAAGGAAGAUGCUGCCAAUAACUAUGCUCGUGGGCACUACACCAUCGGCAAGGAGCUCAUUGAUUUGGUCCUUGACAAGCUCCGUAAACUUGCUGACCAAUGCACAGGUCUCCAGGGUUUCCUCAUUUUCCACAGCUUCGGUGGAGGCACAGGCUCUGGAUUCACGUCCCUGCUGAUGGAACGUCUCUCUGUUGACUACGGCAAGAAGUCCAAACUUGAAUUUGCCAUCUACCCAGCUCCUCAGAUCUCCACAGCUGUGGUUGAACCUUACAACUCUAUCCUGACGACACAUACGACUCUCGAACACUCAGACUGUGCCUUCAUGGUAGAUAAUGAAGCUAUCUAUGACAUCUGCCGCAGAAACCUGGACAUUGAACGCCCAACCUACACUAAUUUGAACCGUCUAAUUGGUCAGAUAGUGUCCUCCAUUACAGUGUCUCUUCGUUUUGAUGGUGCUUUGAAUGUUGACCUGACAGAGUUUCAGACCAAUUUAGUUCCCUAUCCACGUAUCCAUUUCCCUCUGGCUACCUAUGCCCCUGUAACAUCAUCUGAGAAAGCUUACCAUGAGCAGCUGUCUGUGGCUGAAAUCACCAAUGCCUGCUUUGAACCGGCAAACCAAAUGGUCAAGUGUGACCCACGCCACGGCAAGUACAUGGCUUGUUGCCUGCUCUACCGUGGUGAUGUGGUGCCAAAAGAUGUCAAUGCUGCCAUUGCUGCCAUUAAAACCAAACGCACUAUUCAGUUUGUGGACUGGUGCCCAACUGGUUUCAAGGUUGGCAUCAACUACCAGCCCCCUACGGUGGUGCCAGGUGGGGACCUGGCCAAGGUGCAGCGAGCUGUGUGUAUGCUAAGCAACACCACAGCCAUCGCUGAAGCUUGGGCUCGUCUGGACCACAAGUUUGAUCUGAUGUACGCCAAGCGCGCCUUUGUGCAUUGGUACGUGGGUGAGGGGAUGGAGGAAGGGGAAUUCUCAGAGGCUCGUGAAGACAUGGCUGCCUUGGAGAAAGAUUAUGAAGAGGUGGGUGCUGAUAGUGUUGAGGAUGAUGGUGAAGAAGAAGAAUAUUAGGAAAAGUGAAACAUUCCUCACUGUUUGGUUGAGAUCAGUUUGCUGGUCGGCUGCAAAGUGACCUUUAAGAAGUCAUGUACUUACACUUUCUUUCCUCCCCAAGUGGAAGUUGUGCUAUUAAUGCUCACGUUAUGCCACUUUAGUGGUAGGUUUCAAGUUUCAAUGUUAACUUGUUUGUAGCAUUUAAAAAACUGAAAAUCCUCGAACUCUGUCGGUAACUUGUAAAAGCUUACAUUCCAGAAUAAGGAUUUGACAAUUUUUGACAUACUUUAAUUGUACACCCAGUUUGUAGUCAUCAUCCCUAUACCAUGAGGAAUGGAAGUGCACCAUACAAAUAAUUUGACCCAUCAUGGUCUUACUACUUUCUUGACAAUGUAUAUCUUAAAUUGUAAAUUAUUCAAUCUCACAUUUUUAAUUUACUUUUUAGACUUGAAUAAUUAUCAAUCCAGGUAAUAGUGACUUCCUAAUCCUGGCUAUGCUGUGCUUGUGAAGACACUGCACGCAGCACUACCCUGUUGGGAAACAAAUACAUUUUGCUAAAAGUAACUAACUAACAUUGUUUUGCAAUGUAUUUUGGAUUAAUUAUGAAGUUCAGAUGGAAGGAAUUAUGUCUGUGUUUUAUUGUUCUGCACCAGGAGUGAAGCUAUAGGUGUAUGCUUAACAGGGUCUAUAAGUAUUUCAGGAGACUAAUUGAACAGCUUAAUCUCGAGCACAGUACUAUUAAAGUGACAUAUUUGCAUCAAAAUGGCACAACUUCCAACUUACUGUUGGGAAAUAUAAUUAACCACUUCUAAGAUUUGUAAUGUUAAGAAUAAAAUGUUUCAAUAAACUUCUGUGACUCUAUAAAAA
This is a messenger RNA of Stegostoma tigrinum, 2322 nucleotides long. Its product is annotated as tubulin alpha-1C chain-like. The record is from RefSeq and is a predicted model, not a curated record. Gene Ontology annotation, molecular function: GTP binding; structural constituent of cytoskeleton. Bases 55 to 1473 code for a protein of 472 amino acids. The transcript is spliced from 4 exons. Gene Ontology annotation, cellular component: cytoplasm; microtubule. Lineage: Eukaryota; Metazoa; Chordata; Chondrichthyes; Orectolobiformes; Stegostomatidae. Gene Ontology annotation, biological process: microtubule cytoskeleton organization; mitotic cell cycle.